AUGGUUUCGGUUGUGAGCUGCGUGGACCAAGCGUCAGGGGACAAGGGCACUCAGGCAUGGUCCCUUCAUGUGCUUCUACAGGAGCUUAAAGCUACCUGGCGCAGCACAUGCACCAGGUUGAAGAAGUGGCACAAGGAUCCGACCACUCUACUGCCUUGCUUGCCAGCCGGGUUUGAAGAUCUGCCAGAGGAGAUCCAGGCCGCGCAUGGGAGCGCGAGGCCAGCAGACCCAGCGUCGAGACCGAUUCGCGCGGACGCUGUGGCCGCAGAAGCUUCACAGGUGCGCCUGCGACAGACACACGCAGAGCACCCGAACAAUCCUCGCAACAACUUGAUUGCACAGAACCAGGUUGCGCAGAGCAUGGCUAUAAUGCAGCUUUUGCAACACGCGCAACAGCCACCGCAGGGCCUACACAACCUGCAAUUGCUCUGCAGCCCUUGGAACGAAGCGAACAAACCCGAAGAGGAAGAGGGUAAGGCCCCACGAGCUUCCAGUUCUCUGGGACCCGAGAAGGGCAACAAGGUCGAAGAGGUCAAGGCCCAGCGACCCGAGAAGGGCAACCAGGUCGAAGAGGCUGAGGAAAAGUUGGUGUCUGCCAUCACUGGCCACACUUCCGAAGAGAAGACAUCCCAGGCCAUCACAAACGCAGAGACGUUGCAGAGCAAGAACAAGAGAGACGGGCAGAAGGAGGCCGACGCAGAUGGGAAGGAGCGUCCUAUGAAGCGUCCGGCGCAGUGCAAAAGCAUGAAGCGACCGGCAAGCUCCAAGCCGAUGGCCAAACCUGCAAAGGUUUGCGCGGAGGCUGCACCGCAGGCAAACAAGCCCAAUUUUGCUUUCGAGGCAAAGUCAUGGGGAUCUUGUCGUUCGGAAUAUUACCGAGACAAGAGUUAUAUUCGCUACUGGGAUAUUCAGGAUUCGAAGUGGCGGAUGAUUAUAGGAUCCACAGACCAGACCAACCACGCGUUGAUCUGCGAGAAGCUGAUUCCCUAUGUGAAGCAGGGAAAGGGUAGGGAUGACCUGCUCAAGAUCCGCGCAAAGGGGAAGGAAGAGACGAGCGUAACCUCUCUCCUCUGUUUGCGCAUCCUACAGACCUGCGGCAAGCAGUUGGCGACUGAGCCUCUGUUACUUUUCCGCGUUGCGGCGGGCAAGGUCAUGGAUGAGGGAUAUGAAAUAGGUCCGGACCUUGUUGGCGUGAGCACAGCGCCACAGCCCUUGGCGGCUGUGGGAGAUCUCUUACCUGGGGCCCGCGCGGCUCUCAGAGAAAUGCUGCUUGUGGCGGCCCCAUGCCUGCAUCGCUUGCACGAGGAGGCGAAGCUGCAGCAGACUCGUGACAUUGCGCGAGAUAUUAUUUUCUGUUUAGACACGGACAAGGACCUCCUCUCGCAGGAAGAAGAGGAAGAAGAAGCGGAGCGAGAAGGAGACUCCUCAGCAGAGUCUGAGAAGUCUUCAUCGCCGGACAAGCCUUUGCUGCGGGCAAGGGCCGAAGAGGACCGCAAAGACAAGGAGCGCCAAGAGAAGGAGCACCGCCCGCAGAAAGAGAAGGUCAAGAAAGAGAAGAGCCGCGAGGGCAAGGAGAGGGGACGCGACAGGGAGCGCACUGAGCAUCGUCACCGCCACAAGACGCGCGACAAGUCUCGGACAGAUCCGCGCACAUCUGGGGGACCUGCUCAGAGCGAGAAGGCCAAGCGCCGACCACAGUCACCAGACAAACCUCCUCCUGGCAGGGCUGUGUCGGUGGCCUCGUCGCUAGGAGGCAAGGCGCAAGCUGGGCGACAGCGCUGCGGUGUAUGCAACCAAUGGGUCACUAGCAAUGCUAGCGGCUUGAGCCAACACCAGCGCUCCAACGUCUACUGCCUCAGUGUGGCUCAGUGGUCUCGGCUGAGGCCGGAGGACCGGCUCCGCACAGGGGCUUGGGAUUGGUGCCAGAGCCAAGCGCAGCUGGCCAAGGACCACUGGGACGCGGGUGGUGUUCAAGCCGAGCGCUGA
Durusdinium trenchii is the source of this 1986-nucleotide messenger RNA. NCBI's taxonomy places the organism in Eukaryota, Dinophyceae, Suessiales, Symbiodiniaceae. The record is from the annotation of a GenBank genome assembly.